GCGGGAGGGUGCAGUGCGCAGGCGCAGAGGGCAGCCGGGCAGGGAGGGCGCCGGGAGUAAGAUGGCGGCUUACGUGGAGAUCCUGCGGCGCGAGUUCCCCAACAUGGACUCGGAGCUUUUCCACUACGUGACGGGUGUGCUGGACAGCAGUGCGUCUGACUUUGAGUCUGUAGACGAGAUAUUUGAGGCGAUUGGAGAUGUUCUGCAGGAAAUCUCCGACUCAAAGAAUGAAGACAAUGUGCGAGAGAUCUGUCAGAGAAUGUUUAACACCCUUAAACUCAAUACCUCCAACUCGUCAAAACCAACUUUGCUGCUGAAAACUCCCAUCCAGCUCUCCAAAAUGUCCAGCCACUCUGACUACAAGACCGAGGAAAUCAGAGGCAUUUGGAUGACUAAAAGGGACACGGGCACGACGGUUGAUGCUAAGAAACUAGAAAAAGCAGAAGCCCGGCUAAGAGCUAAGCAGGAGAAGAGGACGGAGAAGGGUUCCCAGAAGAUUGUCAGUCCUGUAGUUCUCGAGGAAGCCUCGGCCAGCCAAGCCUCCAGUAAGAAGGAAAGUCGCCUCGAAGCUUCCGGAAAGAACAAGUCGUAUGAUAUUAAGAUCGAAAACUUUGACGUCUCCUAUGGAGAGCGGACAUUGUUGACGGGUGCUGAGGUGCACCUGGCCUAUGGCAGGCGUUACGGUCUGGUUGGCAGGAACGGUUUAGGGAAGACCACACUGUUGAAGAUGAUGUCAGCGCGGAAUCUGCACAUUCCCUCGCACAUUAGCGUGUUACACGUGGAGCAGGAGGUGGCUGGUGAUGACACCAGGGCCUUGCAGAGCGUGCUGCAGUGCGAUGUGGUACGCGAGAGUCUGCUACAGGAGGAGAAGGAGCUGAACGUGAAGCUGAACUCUGGUCUCAACGAUGGCACGGAAAGCACGAGAUUAACGGAAAUCUAUGCAAAACUGGAAGAGAUUGAGGCAGACAAAGCUCCAGCGAGGGCUUCAGUGAUCCUGGCCGGGCUGGGCUUCAGUCCCAGGAUGCAACAACAGAUGACCAGGGAGUUUUCCGGAGGUUGGAGAAUGAGACUGGCUUUAGCAAGGGCACUUUUUGGAAAGCCUGAUCUGCUGCUGCUGGAUGAACCUACAAACAUGUUGGACGUUCGAGCCAUCCUGUGGUUGGAAAAUUACCUGCAGACAUGGCCGUCCACCAUCCUCGUCGUGUCCCACGAUCGUAACUUCCUCAACGCGGUGGCCACUGACAUCAUCCACCUGCACUCCCAGCGCCUGGAGACCUACCGCGGAGACUACGAGAACUUCAUAAAGACAAAGGAGGAGCGGCUGAAAAACCAGCAGCGAGAGUACGAGGCUCAGCGACAGUACAGAGAGCAUAUACAGGUGUUUAUAGAUCGGUUCAGGUACAAUGCAAACAGAGCGUCGCAGGUUCAAAGCAAGCUGAAGUUACUGGAAAAAUUGCCUGAGUUGAAACCACUUGAAAAGGAGCCAGAAGUGGUUAUAAGGUUUCCUGAUAACUUUGAGAAGUUGUCUCCUCCGAUAUUGCAGCUGAGUGAACUAGACUUUUCCUACAGUUCCAGCUCUUCCAUAUUCAGGAAUUUGUCGGUGUCGGCUGAUCAGGACUCACGCAUUUGCAUUGUCGGGGAGAACGGGGCUGGUAAAACCACGUUGUUAAAGUUACUGCUCGGAGAUCUGACACCCGUCCAGGGAAUCCGCCAUGCACACAGGAACUUAAAAAUUGGCUAUUUCAGCCAACACCACGUGGAUCAGCUAGACAUGAAUGUCUGCUCCGUAGAGCUGUUAGCAGCAAAGUUCCCAGGGAAGCCGGAAGAGGAGUACCGUCACCAGCUGGGUGGCUACGGGAUAUCAGGGGAGCUCGCGGUCAGGCCAGUGGCCAGCCUCUCAGGAGGACAGAAGAGCCGGGUGGCGUUUGCACAGAUGACUAUGCCAUGCCCCAACUUUUACAUUCUGGAUGAACCUACAAACCAUCUGGACAUGGAGACCAUCGAGGCUCUGGGGAACUCGCUCAACAAGUUCAAG
Callorhinchus milii (elephant shark) is the source of this 2035-nucleotide messenger RNA. RefSeq names its product ATP-binding cassette, sub-family F (GCN20), member 3 (gene abcf3). NCBI's taxonomy places the organism in Eukaryota, Metazoa, Chordata, Chondrichthyes, Chimaeriformes, Callorhinchidae. The record is from RefSeq and is a predicted model, not a curated record. Gene Ontology annotation, molecular function: ATP binding; ATP hydrolysis activity.